UUUCAAUCAGACAAAACUAAUCGCACUGAAAAGCCGCACAGCCUUGUGAAUCGAGUACCGAUCUGAGAUCUCAAGCAAACAUGGCGAAUGACAAGGAUCCUCUGACACAGUUAAAAGAUCUAACGCAGCUCAAGAGUCAGUUGGAGGAAAUCCAGAAGCGGGUAGAGCAGGAGGUCUCUGCAGGAAUACCCCAGGGAGGCUCUGUGGUUGGAUCUCCUCUACUGAAGGGUUUUGUCGCUGGCUAUGUGGUGGCCAAGCUGCGCUCCUCUGCCAUCCUAGGAGUACUGCUGGGAACGCUCACCGGCAUUUACGCAGCUCAGAACCAUCAGGUGCCCAACAUUGAGAUGACCAUCAGAGAGUACAUGAACAGCCUGAAAAAGGGGCCCAAAUAAGCAGAAUUGACAUUAAUUUUAUUUAUUUAUUAUUUUUAAUGGCCUAAACUGGAAUGAGGACAUGCUGUCGCACCUGCUGGCUUUACAAGACUCUAUUCAAGAUUUUGAUUUUCUUUUGGAUUGUGGUUACAAUCUGUGACUGGAAUUUCACUUGGGACUCAAAUAUACCUUUUUAUUAGUUUUACUUUAAUGUUGCUGUUACCUUUUUCUGAAAGUUCCAUCAUCAACACUGUACAGAACAUGGUGCCUACUGCAUUUAUCUAGACCUCUUGUUUACCAGAGCAGCUAUUUGAAGUCAGAUUUUGAAGUGUUCCUGCGAAGAGUUCCGUGCCAUCGUAUCUAUAUUUCUCUCUUAGUUAAAAUUUGUUCUAAUAAUGUUUUCAAGGUUAAAAAAACAGAGAAAUGUAAAGUAAAAUUUCAAGGUGUUUCGUUGAGGAUGAUUGUGAUUGAAAACGUGGGGCUCAGCUCCCCAGCUUGUAUUAAAGCGCCAUGGUUGAACAGGA
Messenger RNA from Oryzias melastigma (Indian medaka), 895 nucleotides. RefSeq names its product SLC35A4 upstream open reading frame protein. NCBI's taxonomy places the organism in Eukaryota, Metazoa, Chordata, Actinopteri, Beloniformes, Adrianichthyidae. The record is from RefSeq and is a predicted model, not a curated record. Bases 81 to 392 code for a protein of 103 amino acids. The transcript is spliced from 3 exons.